UUAACAUCGAUGUUGUGAUAUUUACUUGAUUGAAAAAAAGAAAAAUAUACGUCAGUGUCAAUGUAGACAAAAGUAGAAAAUUAAUUUUUCACGAUUUUUUUUUACUUUUUUUUUCAUAUCUUUUUUUUAAUAUAAUUCAAUAUGAAUAAAACAAAUAUGCUAGCAGCCCACAAGGUGAAACUUCACGGAAUAACUUCCAGCAAGUGGACCACGAAAGACCAAAUCGUACAAUACAAAGGUCUCAUUAGUCUGUACACAAGAGAUAAGAAGAUUCUCGAAAUGGAUAAUAUUUUAGCACGAAAAAGACAAAGUAAAGGAUUGAAACAGAUACAACGAAACAUAGAAGCCUCAAGGAAAGAAUUGGAUAAUGCUAUUAAAGGUGAUAAACAGAAGCUUCGAAAUACCCUAGCCGUUAAUAAAGAACUACAACUCAGAUUCCAAAAUUCACCUCCACAGAAAGUCAUAGAUAUUCUAAACCAAGUCAAUUUCACCAAACGUAAAGCAAGAGAUAUAUCAAGGUACAAAAUGAAGAUAAAAUCUGAAAUACUUACAGACUUGAAUCUUAAAUACAGUGAAUACGAGGAUCAAAUUAAAUACGAAGGUGUUGAAUCAUUAUUACCUUGCGAGAAAACGGCUUAUCUUAUAACCGGGAAAGUUCAAGACGCGAUGUUAAGAAAAGAAGCCGCCAUUUAUAUAAGAAAUUCUUACAAAGAAAUAAUUGCUAUUAUGCGAAAAGAUUCCAUUUAUUUUGAUGCCCUAUUAGAUACGUUGAAAUACGAUGGUUUGAAACAAGGAAAUUGCAUGUUAAGUGCUACAAAAUUAGGGCAACAGGCAACGGAAUAUUUAGAAGAUAGAAAAGAAGAAUAUAAAUUUCUCGAAAGAAUAGUAAGAACAGAAAUGUUGAAACGAAAAAACGAUCUUGCUCUAGUACAACAAAACGUCCAAAAUUUCACGGAAAAUUUGAAAAACCUAAUGAGAACAGAUAGCGAUAUUAAUUUAGGAAGAAUAAAUAUAGAUGAAUCCCCAAGUUACACUCUAUUGAAAGAGGAAAUUUCAACAAUUGAAGGUACUAUGAAAAUGUUAAUGGAAUCGUUCAUCACGUCUUCUGUAGAUCAACUCUACCCAUUGUUAAUUGGACAGUUGCAUCAAAAGAACACUCUAUUGAAAUGGAAAGAGAAAAACGAGAAUAUAAAAGAAGAUUUGUUAUUCAAAAAUAAAACGGCAACGACUAUGUACAAUAAAAUGAUGAGUACAACGCUCGAUACAACUGCUUCAUAUAAUGAAAAGAAAAUAGAAUUUGGAAAUAAAAUUGCCAAUAAGGUAGCUGAGAGAAAGAAGCUGCAACUUCUAAUAAACGAUAGAUAUCAGCUCAUGGCUAAGAUAAGAUUAUCCCUGAAGCACCUCCAAUUAGUAUCAAGCCUGUUACAAUCAGAUGCACGUAAGAAAAUUUCUUUUUCCAAAUAUGAUGAUGACAUGCAACUUGCAAUACCCGGAGACGACGAAGUCGAUCACAUCAAAAUAAUUCCAGAUUUACUAAGUAAAUUUGCUAAAUUAGCCCACGAAUCGAAGGAUCUUUUAAGUGAUACGGAUACGGAAAAAGGAUACAAACAAUUCGAAAUGUAUAUGAGGAAUUUAAGCAAACCGAUAGAGGUUAACGUUACACCUAGCGAAGAAUCACUGAUCGAUACAGUGUUUAUAGAUAAUACUGUACCGACAUUCGAUGAUAUAAAGAAACGAAGUGCAGAAAUCGUUGCUCUCGGCAUAGCUGCAUUGGAAUAUAAACCUCCGAUACCCCCUAAGAAGAAAAAAUACAAAUUCAAAUAAUAUCAUUUCUUGGUGCUGGAGGAUUAGCAUUAUCAUUAUUUGAUAAGAAAAACGCGAGGCUUAAUAUGUCGAACAUAUUUGUUAAGUAUAUUGAAAAUUAAAGCAGCUACAACUUUUAUUUUCUUGUAUACACCAGUCUUGUCUAGCAUAUGUUGAUUAAACUAUGAAAAAAAAAACACUUUGAACAAUUGA
This is a messenger RNA of Diorhabda carinulata, 2016 nucleotides long. RefSeq lists its product as uncharacterized. Bases 142 to 1824 code for a protein of 560 amino acids. The record is from RefSeq and is a predicted model, not a curated record. The transcript has a single exon. NCBI's taxonomy places the organism in Eukaryota, Metazoa, Arthropoda, Insecta, Coleoptera, Chrysomelidae. Gene Ontology annotation, cellular component: cilium. Gene Ontology annotation, biological process: outer dynein arm assembly; cilium movement.